This is a messenger RNA of Emiliania huxleyi CCMP1516, 195 nucleotides long. RefSeq lists its product as hypothetical. The annotation marks the transcript as partial. Gene Ontology annotation, cellular component: photosystem I reaction center; photosystem I. Gene Ontology annotation, biological process: photosynthesis. The record is from RefSeq and is a predicted model, not a curated record. Lineage: Eukaryota; Haptophyta; Isochrysidales; Noelaerhabdaceae. The transcript is spliced from 3 exons.
AUGAUCGAGCGCGGCUCAAAAGUGCGCGUGCUGCGGCCCGAGUCUUACUGGUUCCAGGAGUGCGGCUCGGUCGCUACCAUCGCCAAGGGUGGCGACCGGUAUCCGGUGGUGGUGCGCUUCGAGAAGGCGCGCCGCACCCCCGUGAACUACGCCGGUGUCGCGACCAACAACUUUGCGCUGGAUGAGCUUGUGGAG